AUGGCCGGAACUGCAGAGCCUGCUUUGCCCGAGCCGCACGAAGCUACAAGAGACCAGAACACCUUCGACCUCGAGCAACGGACCAAUACUGAGCAAGCCGAACCAAAGACGAAACUCGGCGUGCUCAUCGGCUCUGGACUGAUCCAGCUUCCAAUAUGGGGCUUUGCGAUGAGCUACGGUGUGUUCCAGGAGUACUACUUCGACAACUGGACAUUUGAAGGAGACCGCAGCAUCACCGGGGUUAUCGGCACGACCGCCAACGGGGUGAUGUACCUCUCGAUGCCCUUCCUCUUUGCAAUUUUCACCCGACGGUGGGCUCAUCGGCGCCAGCUUGCCACACUAUGCGGUACAGUCAUCGCAUGCACCAGUUUCUUUCUCUCCGCGUACAGCACCACGGUCUGGCACCUGCUCGUGACGCAGGGAAUCACCUCUGCUUUGGGCACUGCCCUCAUAUAUAGCCCAAAUACGCUCUCUCUAGGCGAGUGGUAUUCCAGCAGCAACCGCGCUUUGGCAUAUGGGAUCGUGCUUUCUUGCAAGAACAUUGUUGGAACGAGCUGUCCGUUCAUGCUCCGUGCUCUGAUUGACAGGUAUGGGUAUAGGACGACGCUGAAAGCUUGGGCUGCAAUAGUGGGGGGUUUGAGUAUCUUGGCCAUGUUGUUGAUCCCGACUCAUCCCUCAAAGGUUUCGAUCCACCAAACUCGAGCGCGUAGAAUUCCCUGGAAUUUUCUGCGACACCGGUCAAUAUAUUUCUACAGCGUCGCUAUUAUUUUCCAGAGCUCUGGGUAUGGUAUUCCACAGACGUAUUUGAGUACUUACGCCCGAGACAUCGCCUUGCUGUCUCAGACCUCAGGCACGCUGAUGUUGGCUCUCUUCAACGCGCCCGGUAUCAUUGCCUCCUCUUUCUUUGGAUGGCUGAGUGACAAUAAGCGAGUGACUCUUUCAGUUCAGACUGUGUCUGCGAUCCCACCAAUCUGUUGCGCCCUUGCGACAUUUCUAUUCUGGGGCUUGACCACCCAAGGUGCCAUCGGCCUCUUGAUAGUUUUCUCCAUGACCUUUGGCUUCUUCUCUGGUGGGUAUAGCGCUACCUGGGGCGGGAUGCUGAAACAGAUGGAGCGUGAAUCUGCUGAGAGGAACGAGGCAGUAGACCCAGGAAUGCUCUACGGUCUUCUCAAUGGUGUCCGGGGAAUCGGAUAUGCGAGCGGGGGUAUUGCCGGCGUGGAAUUGCUGAAUUCUGAGGGUAUAUUGGCGAGCCAACGCUUUGCUUAUGGGACUCCGUACGGAGCCUUGAUUCUCUUCACGGGUCUUUCCUCGCUUCUUGGAGGCUGGGUCAUAUUGUGGAGGUGGAAUCCAACAAGGCUCUUGCCGUUAUUAUCGAGAGGGUAA
This is a messenger RNA of Penicillium argentinense, 1383 nucleotides long. RefSeq lists its product as uncharacterized. The transcript has 2 exons. Gene Ontology annotation, biological process: transmembrane transport. Lineage: Eukaryota; Fungi; Ascomycota; Eurotiomycetes; Eurotiales; Aspergillaceae. The record is from RefSeq and is a predicted model, not a curated record. Gene Ontology annotation, molecular function: transmembrane transporter activity. The coding region runs from base 1 to 1383 and encodes 460 amino acids. Gene Ontology annotation, cellular component: fungal-type vacuole membrane.